AUGGCCAACAACUCAUUACCUUCGCACAGCGGAGGCAACACGACCGGAGGCCUGCUACCAACAUUUGAAGGGGAGGUCUACACCACGUUUGAUGCGUUGAUCUUGUUCGAGGCCUGUCUCUCAGGUAAAUUUAACCACUGUCCCCGUCGGCCUCACGACCGGGAGCGCCCCCAGCUUAUCAAGAGCGGGCACAUCUUUGUCUAUGAAGAAGAGUCCUCCGGGAUCAAGCGCUGGACUGACGGAGUGAACUGGAGCCCCAGUCGCAUCUUGAACAACUUCUUGGUGUAUCGCGAGAUUAUUCCCAGCAACAACCCUGGCGAGAAGAAGCGUGCUCUCAAGAACAAGAGCGAGAACGGCAGCAACAGACGCUCGCAGAGCGGCGGCAUCAUCAUCGGCUCCCUAACUGAUAGCUACGACUUCAAGGAACCAGAUGGCCUGGUCAAGAAGACCAUCAGCAUUAAGUACAACAACAUUAACCACCAUCUGGUCUCUUACUACACAAUCGAGGAUGCCCUGUCCGGCAAAUUGAGGCGCCCCAGCACAAGUCAGGAGUUCUGCGGACUCCGGAUCCGCGCCGAACUGCUCUUCCAGCAACAAUUUCGUUCCACCAUCAGC
Emericellopsis atlantica is the source of this 615-nucleotide messenger RNA. RefSeq names its product Gti1/Pac2 family-domain-containing protein. The annotation marks the transcript as partial. NCBI's taxonomy places the organism in Eukaryota, Fungi, Ascomycota, Sordariomycetes, Hypocreales, Bionectriaceae. Gene Ontology annotation, molecular function: DNA binding. The transcript is spliced from 2 exons. The record is from RefSeq and is a predicted model, not a curated record.